Ostrinia furnacalis (Asian corn borer) is the source of this 5890-nucleotide messenger RNA. RefSeq names its product pumilio (gene pum). The transcript is spliced from 10 exons. Gene Ontology annotation, molecular function: transcription factor binding; transcription coactivator activity. Gene Ontology annotation, cellular component: mediator complex. Gene Ontology annotation, biological process: positive regulation of transcription by RNA polymerase II. The record is from RefSeq and is a predicted model, not a curated record. NCBI's taxonomy places the organism in Eukaryota, Metazoa, Arthropoda, Insecta, Lepidoptera, Crambidae. Bases 660 to 3104 code for a protein of 814 amino acids.
GCGCGUUGCGCGCGCAUAGCAUCUGCCGGACCGACCGAUUAUGGCGGACGGGGAGUGAAGAAUGAUUGUCGUCUUUUUUAAAUCGGAAAGGAUCGACAUUAGCCAAUGGCAUAAACCGGGUUUUUUGUAAAAUCUGUACAUUGUAAAUAGUUCUGUGUACAUAUAGUAAUUAUAUUUGUGCUCGUUUUGUUUAGAAAUUGUGUGAAUAGUGUAUUAUUUUGAGUGUUUAUUCUGUUUAAUCUGGACGCCGACAAAUAGCUAAACCUUGAUGUUAGUAUACUGGCAUACCAAACACAACUUCUAAAUUUGAAAAUCCUGUACAAUUAGUUCCCCUGAAAGCAUCGAUUUCUCUUCUCACCUUUGUGUUUCGAUCCGUCAAGGAGACGGUUGCACUUGCAUUAUUUUGGUUGUCCAUAGCGGCUGUCAUCGUGUUUCAAUAAAUCUAUUUAACUGUCAUUACAAGACAAAAGGACUGCUGUAGUCGCUAAAUUGCUUCGAUGCUGAGAUCUGCUCAUCGUUAAAUAGUUUUCUGAUCAUGUAAAUCGAUUGAGCUAUACGUCUCAGCUCGAUUAGUGUUGAAGUAGUGCUACAAUCUAAACAAAGAAGAUAGUUGAAGAUUUUGUUUGUCGUUGUGAAGUAUCAAAGUGUAGUGAAACUGAAUGCUCGAGCCUCACGGUAGCCCAAUGAAGUGGCCGGGUUCGGGAGCUGAAGAAGAGGCGGGCGAAGCUGGGUUGCAAAGCGCUCGCGCCUCACAGACUCGCGCUCAGGACGAUGCCGCCGUUCAUUACGUAUUCCAACGAGAAUCCCAAGAAGCUGAAUUGCCUUCUCUAACUCCUAAACAACGUUGGGCGGUCGGUGAUGAUACAAUUGUAGAGAAUCAAGAUAAAUGGAAGAAUCCUACUCCAAUGAAUAUGAAUAAUAUGCAACAAGGUGCAGUGCAACUGAAAAAUUCCCAGACUAAUCAGCAACAGUUCAUAAAUCAAGCUAUUGCUUCCUCAGUGGGAACCUUGGCGAUAAACCCUUCGGUUAUUGGAAAUCAUCAGGCUCAUUUGGCUACAAAUAUGGUUCAUACUCAACUUGCGCCAUUGCAAAACCAUACUUUGGGAAACAAUUUGACAAUUCAAAACAGUGCAAUGAUGCUUCCACCUCUUCAAGGAAUGCAGAAUCCUCCCCAGCUAGGACAGCAGGGAUUAUAUGACAUACAUCAACACCCUGGGACUCCAAUGCAGGCCAUGAAUGGUAUUGGGAAAAGUGCAGAACACCUCAUGUAUCUGAGUCAAGCUGGAAUGCUUGCACCGGGGACUAACCAGUUCCUGCAGCAAGGCCAAAAUCAGCUCGGGCUAACUCCUGUUGCAGCCAUCAGAAACCAGAUUGCACCUGCUGCAAAAAAACUGUGGGACAAAGGUCCUGGCGCUGGCGGUGACAGCAAAGGCCCACCGCACCUUCCUCCACUGCAACUCAACCCCGAGCAGAUGUGGCGAGACCCCACAUGGUCUGCACAAGCAGUGGAACACAAUGUUGGAGUGCCUAUGAUGAGCACACGCCGCGGUGUUACCGCUUUUCAAGGUGGUGAUGCUGGCAGUAUUUUGUCGCCGCGAGAUACAGCCGGCCUUGGAGUCAAGAUGGUUGAAUAUGUAUUGGGAGGAUCUCCGACAGAAGCUGGAGGAGUGGCUACCGGUGGUGGUGGUGAGAAAGUGGCUGGCGUCGUGGCCGGCUUGCGCGGAAUGGUCCUGGAAGAGCGUCCUGAAGAUAAAUCGGCUUCUCCAUUUGAGAAAGACCUUCAUGAACUUCAUGAACAUGGACCUCUGCCUAACGGGCUUCAUAAUGGUCAAGAAGAUGACAAAGCUUUCAACCGCACGCCGGGCUCGCGGCAGCCGUCGCCGGCGGAGGAGGAGGCGGGCGCGGUGCGCAACGGGGACGCCGCCGCCUUCCCGCUGCUGCCGCCGCACCACCUGCAGCAGCCGCCGCUGCACCACCUGCCGCACCUCACGCACCCGCAGGUGAGACAAGGGGACGCUGACCGCGCCGCUUCCAGCCGCACGCCGGGCUCGCGGCAGCCGUCGCCGGCGGAGGAGGAGGCGGGCGCGGUGCGCAACGGGGACGCCGCCGCCUUCCCGCUGCUGCCGCCGCACCACCUGCAGCAGCCGCCGCUGCACCACCUGCCGCACCUCACGCACCCGCAGCCACACCCUGGAAUGUUGGGAGUUGCUCCUCUGCAAGGACUACCACACCCACAACAUCCACAAAUUCAUCCAGGAAUGACUCUGAACGACUCCAUGAAUCAACACAUCGAACUUGUAUUACAAAUGGAACAACAUCCACAAUUCGACAACAACAGUUUUGCAAGUACACAGCAAUACGGCGGCGUGGGCGGGGUGGGAGGCGUGGGCGGCGGCGUGGGUGGCGUGGGCGGCGUGGGCAACGCCGGCGGCGGCGUGACGGCGGCCGCCAACCUCGUCAACGGCGCCGCCGUCGUGCAGUCCGCGCCCGACUCGCAUCAGCAACAUCAACCCUUCGAUGUGCAGCAAUUAUUCCGGUCACAGCAGGCCGCGGCCGCAGGCGGUCAAGCAGCGGCAGCACAAUUACAACUAUUACAACAACAGCAACAACAACAGUUCCAAUUACAACAACAGUUGGCCGCGCAACAGGCCUUCACCCAGGCUCCGUAUGUUAUUAAUGCCGGCCAAGAGGGCGCGCCCUACGUCAGUGCGUUGAUAGCGGGAGUGCCGCCGUACUAUGGCGUGGCGGCUCCGUGGGGCGUGUACCCCGGGCUGGUGGCGCAGCCGGCGCAGCAACAAGCGCAACAGCCGAGAAGGCCGCUGACGCCCCAGCAGGGCGAGCAGCAGGUGAACGGACAGGGACAAUACGUGAUUCCGUACUACGACCCCGGCUCGCUGGUGAUGGGCGGGCGCAACGGCACGCCGCUGCGGCUGGUGUCGCCGGGCGGCGUGCUGGCGCCGCGCCAGUACCAGCCCGCGCCCGCGCACCCCGCCGCCUCCGCCGCGCCGCCCACCGCCGCGCAGCCGCAGCCGCAGCAGCCGCAGCCUGGUGAGCAACCCUACCGUGCCCGCACGUUGCUGCACGCUCACUCACUGACAUUAUAAUAACCAUUCAUGCGGUCUCAUUACUGCCCAACGACAUAUUUGGUUGCUUUUGAUUUACAGGAACAUGUACAAAGACAUUUCACAAAUGUACGUUUAAAUUUUAAGGAAAUAACAAAUAUUAAGACGUGCGUGUCACAUCACAUCACAUCACGCCACAACUAGCACUAGCCGUAAAAUUAAUCAAGGCACCUUAUAACUUUCCCUUUAAUUUAUCUGACAUUCUUUGUCUUACUAAAAAUACGUAAGACAUUUUGUAAUCAUAUAGUUUUUAAAAUUAAGCCGGUAUUAUUUAUGAAGUGGCACAAAUCUUUCAUACACACAAAAUUUGCGCACAAUAUUAGGACUUUCUCAUAUAGAGCUUAAAAGAAAAUUAAAGUAUUAUUUUAUUAGUGUGGCCACGAGCUCAUAGAUGAGUUGCAUAAAAAUGUAGAGAAAGUCCAUUAGUUAUUGCUGUAAAUUUUUGUAAUGUCGUCAUAGUCGUUAAUUUGUUAGUUAAUCAGGCUUGAAAACGAUAUGAAAAACGAUUUUAGAUUUAUUGAGCUAGUGGCAGAUUCGUUAGUCAAGAAAUGUCUUAACUUUGUGUGGAAAAUUAUUUAGUGUCCAGAUUUUUUGAUCGCCAGUGUAUUUUGCAUUUUAUUUAACUCCUAAUAUUUUGCUAGCAAGUCCCAAUGACCAUAACCAAAAGAAAACUUAAUUUGAAUUACUAUCGGACCUGAGAUAUCAUAAUUGCACAGACCUUACAUUGCUUUUAAGUUAAUACUGUCGUUACAAUCAAAACAUGCGCUAUAAAAUAAUUAUUUGUAAGUAGUGAGUUGUGGGAGUUAAUUCAUUGAUGUAUAAAUGUGUUAGUGUUAGUAUUGUCAAUUAACAAAAACUAAGGAAUAACCGAUAUGCAUGAAUGGAGAGCUUAAAUCAAUUAAUGCAAUUAAAAGCAGUAUUGAGUAUGAAGUGAAAACAAAUAGUAUUUAACUUACCUAUAAUAAUAAUGUAGAUUGAUUUAUAGUAUUUUUCCAUGACCAGUCAGUAUUCGCAUGAUGUUUUGGUAUACAGUCGUACGAUGCAUAAAUUAAAGAUAGCUAUGUUUUUACUCGUAUUGCUUGUUUUUUACCGUUAACAACUCAUUUUAUAAUCAUUACUAUGUUCGAAUAAUGUAGUUACAGAUUUUUUAUUAAUAUUUACAUAUGUAUAUAUUUUACAACAUUCAUAUUCUAUUUAAAACUUACCGAGAUAUUUUCAAAACUAUAUUACAAAGCUCCUUAUUACAUUCACGUCGAUGUGUGUACAAGAUGCCUAUACGUUAAAAAUCUGUGGUUCUACAGCGAGCCAAUGCAAAUAUUUGAUGAAAUAGGUUGCGAUUGCUAUCCAUUGCAGCAAACAUUUGGGUUUUCGUUGUUAUCCAUUGGAGAAAAAUACGGAUAUAUCUACUAAUUGAUUGUACGAGGUUAGUUCCACAUAGAUUCUUACUACCUUUACCAAUCGCAUAUACCUACGGAUAACGUUAAAUAUGGAUAGAGUAAUUCCAUCAAACGUCUAUGGUGCGUUCUGCAGAACGAAGUUCAAACCUUAAUGCAAUGUCAAGCAAAGAUUACACCAACUCGAGUUGUAGAGCGUUUCUUUGUAUUACGGACUUAAUAAGCUGUCUGCUCUGAAGAUGUAUUGCUUUUAUUUGUUUUCAUUAAUUUAUUGUAAAAAAGUGAUAUUAAGUGUUAUUGUGCAAUCAGUUAUGAAUGUUUCCAUUGCGCUCUAUCUGUCUAUUAAUGAGGAAUUUCAUAUUUAUAGCAGACAGUUUAAAUUCUCGUGUUGUUUUAACAUUUUGACAACUGCAGCAUGCGUAUAAAUAUUUAUUUGAUGCAUUAUGUUGCAGACCUCGCUUCGUUCAAUUACAAACAUAAACUGCAUGUUCACAUCUUAAGGAUCUUGUUUAAAGGGGUUUGCUCUUCAGGGGUAGAAUUAAUUUAAGGGUAAUAAUACCGCAAAUUUUGCAUAAAUGUACAUGUGGAUUGCGAUUCUGAUAUAGGUACUGCGUAUAAACGAACCAAUUGAAUUAGACCAUACUAGGACACAACAAGGGAUAGGAUAAAAGUUUAGGAACAGAACAGUAUAGUUUCAAGAACCUUCUUGUGAAUUUGUAUGUUUCGAAAAAUAGUGUCCACUUUUCAAUUGACUAGUUUGGCUAUAACAUAAGCAUACUACCCAUAUUCACUCGUCUUGUUUACGGUCAACUUGUUAUAAUAAUUUCUUGAUAGUACAGUCUAAACAAUCCAAAUAAUGUCGUUAAAUUAAGUUACUAGUGUUACGGAAAAAAUAAGGAUCUUGAUUAAUAUUUUUCUUCCCAAGACGAUGCAGAGAGGUAGAUAUGUGGCUCAUCAAAUAUUUAGAAACUUAUAUGAUAGAUAAAUUGCAACCUAAUUACUUUUUAAUGGACAACUUUAGUUAGAACUGAGAAUUCAAACCAAUCACUUUAAUAAGUGAGACAUGUACCUAUUUGUGUCACUACACUCCGAUUAACAAAAUGACACAGUGUUAAAAAUAGAUUGUAUUUAUUUAUUAAAGUGUCUACGUAAAUAACUGCUGUUGUCGAUUGUAAAAAAAAUCUCUGUUUAUAAAACAUUCUAAAGAUUGCUUUCGUAAUAAUAUGUAUUACCUUUACCUUAACAUUUAUUCAUAACUAAUAAAUAAAUGCUGCGUUUGACCGUCGAACACUUUGACCUUGUGCUUAUUAAUGAGUUGUCAUGAGUAGAUUGCAUACAAAAUACUAACGUUUUGGGGCGUAUCGGAUCAAAAAA